This is a messenger RNA of Neolamprologus brichardi, 2535 nucleotides long. The record is from RefSeq and is a predicted model, not a curated record. NCBI's taxonomy places the organism in Eukaryota, Metazoa, Chordata, Actinopteri, Cichliformes, Cichlidae.
CCGAGAAAAAACGCACAGUUCUUCCACAGCUUGAACUUCCUUUCGACAGCUUCGACUUGAGUGUUUGGUACCAGCUGUUAUUACUGACUGCAGUCAUUUCAUGAGUGGACCGCGCUGCUGUGGCAGGAGACACGUCUCUGUAGAUUUUGUUGUUUGUCUUAAAAAGUAGUUGUCGGUCUGACGCAGCGUUCGCGUGGGACGCUCCACUGAUCAUGGGGGAUGUGAUUUCUAGUCACCUGGAUGAAGGCAAGCGGGAGAUGAUCACAGCUCGGACCGGAAAGGUGAUCGCUGAGUUUGGGCGUUUGUACGAGCAGCAGCACGCAGUAGCUCUGUUCAACAAAGUUCGCUUUGACGUAGAGGGAGGAGGAACUCCGCAACCUCAGCUGCUUCACCGCAAGAUUCCUCUGGAGAACAAGGCCAUUUUCUCAGGCUCCCUCUUCCAGUACUUGGAGGAAAACAAGAAAUGGAGGAACCACUUCCUUUUCAUCCCAGACUCCCAUGACAUCAAAUACUACGACAGCAAGGCGGCCCACGACAGACUCCUCCAUCCCAAAGGAACUAUCAGCUGUGCCGGCUAUAAAGUCCUGACAUCUAUGGAGCAAUACCUGAAUCUGAUCAGCAACAGCUUGCCAGGUGUUAAAGCCAAAGUGGGAAGUUCCCCCUUUCUAAAGUGUGCCACUCCGCACCCUCUGAUAAUGUGGCACCCUUAUGCCCGCCACUACUAUUUCUGUGUGACGACAGAGAAGGAGCAGCAGAAGUGGUAUAUGGUACUCCAAGACUGUGUCAGACACUCCAACAAUGCCGUGGUUCUUCCUAAAGCAGAGAAGCUGCUGAAGGUGAGCAUCCAGCCCUACAUCAGCUCCAUCCUGGAGGCCCUGCUGGAGCCCACCAGCCGAGGGUUCUUCGAGGUCCGCGAGGUUUUCUUCCGAGAGCUGGUGGACAUGAGCAAAAACGUUCUGAACGAGGGCACCAAGGAGAUGGUGGCACAGCACAUGGAGAAGAUCUCCAUGCUUGCCUUCCAUCCAGUGAAGAUGUACAGCUGCUAUGAAAAGGUGAUGCAGCUGAGUCUGGAAGGUCUGGAUCAGAGAUUUGACAUCUCGAGCCCCUCGGUGUUCAUCCAGAGGGUCCAGAUCCUCAUGAGAGAGCAAAUGGACAAUGCUGUUUAUACGUUUGAGCAGAUCCUUCACCAGAGUCUGGAGUCUCAGGGCGGUGAGGAUCUCUGUAAGACCAUCCAGCGCUGCCAGGACAGAGUUAUCAAGAAAUUUGACUAUGACAGCAGCACAGUGAGGAAGUGUUUCUUCCGCGAGGCUCUCUUGCAGAUCUUCAUCCCCUACAUGCUGAAGCAGCUCAACCCUUGCUUUGUAUCUGUGAUGGCGUCUUGGAUCCAUUUAACCUGGGAGAUCAGCAUCAUUCAUGUUGGUCCCUGCUGUACUCUGUGCACAUAAAUCCACAUUUGAACCCUUUUCUCUCUGUCUGCAGCUGUGAAGGAGGCGGCGGUCCAAAGGAGACACAAUCUGUACAGGGACAGUAUUGUUCUGAGCAACAGUGACCCCAACCUGCAUCUGCUGGGAGAUAACCCCUCCAUCGACUGGGCGGGACAGUACGGAGGCGAGCAGGAGGAGGUGGAUGGGGCAGAGGAUGAUGGUGAGGUGGAAAGUGUGACGUCCCGGAAGAAGAAAAGAGGGAAGCAGGUGGUGUCCUUGAUCCAGGUGGAAGGCACCACUGUGCUGCCGGGCGAGUCAUGCCUGGAGGGGCCUGGUGUUGAGGACAUACCAGAGGAAGAUGGAGAGGGGCAGAAAGAGCAUGGCGCUGGGGAGGAGAACUCUGAAAACAAACCUUUGUGUGACCAGAAUGGGUUUGCAAGUCUCAAAGCCUCCACAGAAAAGCCAGAAGACAACAACGAACCCGAGGAGCAGCAGAAAGAGGCGAUGGAGUCUGCUGGAGAGGGAAGUCGGGCUGUGGCAGAAGAGCAGCCGUCAUCCACGCAGGAGGAGGUUUUACUCCUGCCACCUGCUCCAGCAGCACAAGAGUCUGAGAGUCAGGAGACGAGCGUCGCUGCAGGAGCUCAGUGACGAAGUGAAUCCUGCUCGCUGCUUUUUGCUUUUCCCGCUUAUACCAAGUUUAAGACACUAAAUAUCUUUUUUAACCACAACAACAAAACUUUGUCUUCACGUGGCAGAAACAUGAGCACCGUCUGUGGGCUGUGUAUAAAUGUGACGAGCUGCAGGAGCACCAGGAGUGAGCUGCCUGUAAGAAGCUGGAUGUUUGCUGUUGUUUGACCUUCAAUCUUUUCUAACUGCGUGUGAUUCAAACUGUCCCUGAGUAACGAACAGCUAAAAGAACGAAUCCUGAACGCAGACGAUCGAGUCAGCACGAGUUUGUUUUGUGUGGUGGGAACGGCGCCGUCUUACAUCAGCGACAAAGAUUUUAUUACCUGUAAUUUUACAUCAUUUUCUAUCAUUUCCACACUUUUUCAUUUUUAGAUUGAAGUUUCUGAAGCAAAUGAUUUACUGAUAAUAAAUUAUCGAUCAAAAA